Messenger RNA from Lycium barbarum (goji berry), 569 nucleotides. RefSeq names its product 14 kDa proline-rich protein DC2.15-like. NCBI's taxonomy places the organism in Eukaryota, Viridiplantae, Streptophyta, Magnoliopsida, Solanales, Solanaceae. The record is from RefSeq and is a predicted model, not a curated record. Bases 114 to 569 code for a protein of 151 amino acids. The transcript has 2 exons.
CUAUCUAUAAAUACCCACUCAUUUCAUUCAUUUCAAGCACCAAGCAAGCAACACAUUCACUACUAAUUAGCCACACUCAAUUGUUGAGAGUACUAAUUCCUUAACUCUUAGAAAUGGCUAAGUUUUCUGUAUCCUCCAUUUCCCUUGUUCUCACAUUGAACAUUCUCUUCUUCAUUAUAGUUAGUUCUACUUAUGUCCUAUGCCUACCACCCACAAACCCCAAAUACCACCCCACCCCUACCCCAUCAAUUUCAUCACCUCUCUCUACCCCUACACCCUCUACCACACCCACCCCAUCAUCAAAAGGAAAGUGCCCACAGGACGCACUAAAGCUAAGAGUGUGUGCCAACUUGUUAAAUGACUUAGUGCACCUUAUGGUUCAAAGUAGCCCAGCUCAAACUCCAUGCUGCUCUCUAAUUCAAGGACUUGCUGAUCUCGACGCUGCUGUUUGCCUUUGCACUGCCAUUAAGGCUAAUGUGUUGGGAAUUAAUCUGGAUGUUCCUCUUUCCAUCAACUUGUUGCUCAACAACUGUGGAAAGUAUGUCCCUGAAAACUUCCAAUGUGCAUGA